Messenger RNA from Saccharomyces eubayanus, 1284 nucleotides. RefSeq lists its product as uncharacterized. The record is from RefSeq and is a predicted model, not a curated record. The transcript has a single exon. Bases 1 to 1284 code for a protein of 427 amino acids. Gene Ontology annotation, cellular component: endoplasmic reticulum; membrane. Gene Ontology annotation, biological process: transmembrane transport. Lineage: Eukaryota; Fungi; Ascomycota; Saccharomycetes; Saccharomycetales; Saccharomycetaceae.
AUGGCUGAAACUUUCAGUUUUUCCCACUUGGCUUAUUUGGUUUUUGAGUCUGUUCUACAGGUCGUCAUCAUUGCUAUUGCUGGGUUUUGGAGUGCUCAUUCUGGUCUGCUACCCAAACAAAGUCAAAAAAUCAUCUCAUUACUGAACGUGGAUCUUUUUACACCAUGUCUUAUUUUCAGUAAACUGGCCAAGUCGCUAUCCAUGGCCAAAAUCUUUGAAAUAGCCAUUAUACCUAUAUUUUUUGGUUUGACCACUGGUAUUUCAUUUAUGUCUGGUAAGUUGAUGGGCCGUGUCCUGAAACUGGAUAAAGACGAAACAAACUUUGUGGUUGCAAACUCCGUUUUCGGGAACAGUAACUCACUGCCGGUGUCCUUGACAUUAUCUUUGGCUUAUACUCUGCCCAACUUGACUUGGGAUCAAAUUCCCAACGAUAACCGAGACAACGUCGCAUCGAGAGGUAUUUUAUACUUGCUUAUCUUCCAACAGAUCGGGCAAAUGCUAAGAUGGAGUUGGGGCUACAAUAAGCUGAUGAAAUGGUCUGGAGAGAACACUCAGCACAUGCCUCCAUCCCAGGUGCAAUCCCUAUUGGAGAGAACCCCCAAUAUUGAUAAUGAAGAACUGGUCAGUGAAGAACAGGAAGAACAAGAACUAGUUGACCAAGAGCAUUCUCGCUUGAAUUCAUCCUUCUUGAGUUCUAGUUCCAUUAGUGAUAAGAUCUGGCAAAAAUCGUGUACCUUAUUGCAAAAGAUCAGGGCAAACUUGAACCCCCCAUUAUAUUCUAUGAUUUUCGCUAUCGUUGUGGCCUCUAUAAGUCCAUUACAAAGAGAAUUAUUCACGGAAGACAGUUUUAUCAAUAACACAUUUUCUGAAGCUGUCACGCAGCUGGGUUCUGUAUCCAUCCCAUUGAUCCUAGUGGUCCUUGGUUCUAAUUUGCAUCCAUCGGAUGAAGUUUUCCCCAAGACAGUUAACCACAAUAAAUUGCUGUUUGGAUCCAUAGUGGGGAGAAUGAUCUUACCUUCAUGCUUUCUUUUGCCCAUCAUUGCCAUCGCCGUUAAAUACGUCAAUGUGAGUAUAUUGGAUGACCCAAUUUUCCUUGUUGUAGGUUUCCUAUUAACGGUUUCCCCUCCUGCCAUUCAGUUAACUCAAAUUACUCAGUUAAACGAAUUUUUCGAAGCAGAAAUGGCUGAUAUCCUAUUUUGGGGGUAUGCUGUGUUGAGUUUGCCCGUAAGUAUUUUUGUUGUUUCGGGCGCAAUCUAUGUUUUGCAAUGGGCUAAUCCAUCUUAA